AUGUCGCUGAAGAUCCAAGAACCUAUCAUCACGUCUGUGACCGAGCUCUCACCCACCGACUCCAAAUGGGUUACACUCAAAAAGCUCACCUACAUCGACCAGACCGGCAAGGAGCGCACAUGGGAGGUUGCGAUGCGCAAGACCCGCGCCGCUUCGGCAGGCGUGGACGCGGUGGCAAUGGGCAACGUGCUGCUACAUCCGGCGCGGCCACCUGCCACCCUGCUGGUGAUCCAGUACCGACCGCCACUGGACGCAUACACGGUUGAGUGGCCGGCGGGGUUGAUCGAUGAGGGAGAGACGCCGGAGCAGGCGGCAGUUCGCGAGUUCCGCGAAGAGACGGGGUAUGAGUGCGAGGUGGUCAGCGUCAGCCCCGUGCAAGCGGCCGAUCCGGGGUUGAGCAACGCGAAUAUGCAGCUUGUAAUGGUGGAAGUGAAGCUGGGGGAGAAGGACGAGCUGCCGGAGCAGAGGCUAGAGGAUGGUGAGCAUAUCACGCGCGUGGUGGUGCCGUUGGCGGAAUUAUAUGACCGGUUGGUGGAGUAUAGCAAGCAGGACCGGACAAUUGUGGCAGCAAAACUGUUCCAUUUCGCGGCUGGGAUGCACUUUGCAAAGACUCAGGCUGCAAAGUAUGGACUAUGA
Molecule: messenger RNA, 636 nt
Organism: Thermochaetoides thermophila DSM 1495
Lineage: Eukaryota; Fungi; Ascomycota; Sordariomycetes; Sordariales; Chaetomiaceae
Exons: 1
Coding region: 1-636 (211 amino acids)
Biological process (GO): ribose phosphate metabolic process; nucleoside phosphate metabolic process
Cellular component (GO): nucleus
Molecular function (GO): ADP-ribose diphosphatase activity
Source: RefSeq, a predicted model, not a curated record